AUGGGCGCCGCCGACAGCUACGCCAACAGUGGCAACGAGCGAGCAUGGGGGGGACAGCAGCAGUACGGACAGCAGCAGUACGGACAGCAGCAGUACGGUCAACCGCAGUACGGGCAGCAACAAUACGGGCAGCAGCAGCAUCACCAGCAGCAUCACCAGCAGCAGCCUCCUCAAGGAUAUUACGACAGCCAGGGCCAGGAUCCAAGCAACUACGGUCCGCCUCCCCCCUACAGCUACAACCCUCCCAAGGGGAACGAGGCCGACUACACCUUUGACCAGGCCUUCAAGAUUGAGAAACCAAAGUACAAUGAUCUCUGGGCCGGGAUUCUGCUCCUCCUCGUCUUUGCGGGCUUCGUCGUCGUCUCCGCCAUUUCCAUCAGGGGCUACGUUACGGGCGCUCGGGGCCAUGGCAUCUACGGCGGCAACAACUCCUUCUCCCUCAACAACAAUACCAUCAUUCUCUUCGCCUUUGGCCUCGUCGUCGCCUUUGUCCUUUCCUGGGCCUACAUCUCCGUGGCCCGCCUCUUCCCCAAGCAGUUCAUCUGGAUCAGCGGCCUCCUCAACAUCGUCCUGGGCCUAGGCACGGCCAUCUACUACCUCUACAAAAAGUACUGGUCCGCCGGCAUCGUCUUCCUCGUCUUUUCGCUCCUCACGGCUUUCGCCUUUUACACGUGGAUCAGUCGCAUCCCCUUUUCGGCUUUGAUGCUCAAGACCAGCGUCAACGUGAGCAAACGAUACGGCCAUGUGUACCUCGUGUCGCUGGUCGGAGGGCUCUUGGCCACGGCGUUUGCGGCCUGGUUCUCCGUCACUCUGACGGCAGUGUACGUGACCUACGAGCCGUCGCCCAACAAUCCAAAGUGCGGAGCCAACGGGGCCGGCUGCAGCAAAGGAAAAGUCAUUGGCUUGACCGUCUUCAUCACGUUUGCCAUGUACUGGAUCUCCGAGUGGCUCAAGAACACCAUCCACACCACCAUCUCCGGAGUCUACGGCACGUGGUACUUUUGCGUCAACAACUUCCCCAAGGGCGCGACGCGCGGAUCCGCCAAACGAGCGCUCACGUACUCGUUUGGGUCCAUCAGCCUGGGCAGCUUGCUCGUCGCUAUUAUCCAGUUCCUGCGCCAGCUGUGUUCUGUCGCCCGGCAGCAGUCGGUCGAGGACGGCGGUGUUGGCGGAGCCAUCGGCUACGUCAUCUUUUGCAUCCUUGGCUGCCUCGUCUCGCUGCUCGAGUGGGCGCUCGAGUUCCUAAACAGAUAUGCCUUUUGCCACAUUGCCUUGUACGGAAAGCCGUACAUUCCUGCGGCCAAGGACACAUGGAACAUGAUCAAAGAUCGGGGAAUCUCUGCGCUGAUCAAUGAAUGCCUCAUCGGCCCCGUGCUGUCCUUUGGCUCCAUCUUUGUCGGCUUCGCCACCGCUCUCUUCGCCUACCUGUACCUCAUCUUCACCCACCCAGCCUACAACAAGGACGGCGGUUUCACUCCCGUCAUCGUGGCGUUUGCCUUUUUGAUGGGAUUCCAGAUAUGCCUCAUCUUCACGACGCCCAUCUCCAGCGGCAUAGACACCAUCUUCGUGGCCGCCGGCUGGGAUCCCCAGGUCAUGGUGCAGGAGCAUCGCCAGCUGUAUGACGAAAUGGUCCGGCUGUACCCGCAGGUCCAGCAGGCCAUUCAGGUGCGGUGA
Ustilaginoidea virens is the source of this 1674-nucleotide messenger RNA. RefSeq lists its product as uncharacterized. Lineage: Eukaryota; Fungi; Ascomycota; Sordariomycetes; Hypocreales; Clavicipitaceae. Gene Ontology annotation, cellular component: plasma membrane. The transcript is spliced from 3 exons. Gene Ontology annotation, molecular function: transmembrane transporter activity. Gene Ontology annotation, biological process: transmembrane transport. The record is from RefSeq and is a predicted model, not a curated record. The coding region runs from base 1 to 1674 and encodes 557 amino acids.